Molecule: messenger RNA, 1491 nt
Organism: Dovyalis caffra
Lineage: Eukaryota; Viridiplantae; Streptophyta; Magnoliopsida; Malpighiales; Salicaceae
Source: the annotation of a GenBank genome assembly
AUGAGAUCUCUCCCACAAUCACCACCCCUGCCCAAACCUGAAGACGACCCGGACCCUAUGGCCCGACCCGCACCAACCACAACCUCUCUCACCGUCCCUUUCCCAGCCUCACGCAAAAAAGGAACUGGGGUUCGACCCUGGCUCUCAUUAGACUCAACAGGCCAAGCCCAGGUAGUGGAAGUUGGCAAGCAUGCGAUCAUGCGCCGUACAGGCCUUCCUGCUCGCGACCUUCGGAUCCUUGACCCGUUACUUUCUUACCCAUCUACCGUUUUGGGUCGAGAGAGAGCGAUUGUUAUUAAUUUGGAGCAUAUUAAGGCUAUUAUUACAGCACAGGAGGUUUUGUUGUUGAAUUCUAGAGACCCUUCUGUUACUCCGUUUGUUGAAGAGUUGCAGAGGAGGUUGGUGUUUCAUUAUCAUGCUACUAAGGCUCAGGAGGGCAAUGGUGAUCAUUCAAAGGCAAAUCCUUAUCUUGCGGAAGAGCCCGAGUCAAAUGGUUCGAGUCCUGAAAACAAUCCAGAAGACUUUCCACAUUUUGAGGAUCACAACGAGGGGGUUAAGGCUGAAGGGAAAGAGGGUCUCGAGAAUCGAGAUGGAUCAAAGGUUCUUCCAUUUGAGUUUGUCGCAUUGGAAGCAUGCCUUGAGGCUGCCUGCAGUUGCUUAGAAAGUGAAGCAAAAACACUGGAGCAAGAGGCACAUCCAGCGUUGGAUAAGCUGACUUCAAAGAUCAGUACUCUCAAUUUAGAACGUGUCCGCCAGAUUAAAAGUCGAUUGGUUGCAAUAACUGGCCGAGUUCAAAAGGUUAGGGAUGAGUUAGAAAACUUGCUGGACGAUGAUGAGGACAUGGCGGAGAUGUAUCUAACAGAAAAGCUGGUUCAGCAACUGCUUGAAGAUUCUUCAACUUCCUCUUUAAAUGAGGGAAAUGGCAUGGAUGAUGAUGACCUUCAUGCAGACUUGGACGACAGCAUUCCUGCUGAGGUGUCAUUGGGAGCCCUUACUAGCCACGAGGAUGAUAUUAACAACAUUGAUAAUCAACACGAUCAUCUGUUCAGUGCACCCAAUGGACUUGGCAGAUACAGCCACACCCAUACCAGCACGACACGAAGUGCUAUAAGCAAGCAUCUUGAUGUAGAGGAGCUAGAAAUGCUCCUGGAGGCGUACUUUGUACAAAUUGAUGGCACAUUGAACAAAUUAUCAACGCUGAGGGAGUAUGUUGAUGACACAGAGGACUACAUCAACAUAAUGCUGGAUGACAAACAGAAUCAUCUCCUGCAAAUGGGGGUUAUGUUGACAACAGCAACCUUAGUGGUGAGCUGCUUCGUCGUCGUCGUCGGUAUUUUUGGCAUGAAUAUCAAAAUUGAGCUCUUCAAAGAAGAGGUGCAAACGGGAAUGCCAAAGUUUCUAUGGACUCUUGCUGGUGGCACUACCGGGAGCAUAUUCUUGUAUGUGAUUGCUAUUGCCUGGUGCAAGCACAAGCGAUUGUUAGACAAUUGA